AUGCUAGACACAGCUAGCAAUGGGAACUUCCUCAACCAGGAUGUAGAUGAUGGCUGGCAACUUGUGGAGAACAUAGCUAACUCAAAUGGAAGCUAUGGAGAAGAGUAUGAUCGCACCAACCGGAGCUCGACCCACCACUCGAUCGAGUCAGACGAAAAGUUGAGAAAAGAUGUUAAGGCAUUGAAUGAGAAGUUGGAUAAGCUGAUCCUAGCUCAGUCCACAAUGAAGAAAGUCAACUUUGUGUCUGCUGAGGAGAUGGAACCAGUCCAAGAAGGGGAGGAUACACAAUUUGCUGAGGUGUGCUACAUGAGCAAUGGGCAAGGAGGUUACAACAAAGGAUACUAUAAUUACAAGUCCAACCCUGCCAUGUCAUACCGCAACACUGAUGUUGCUAACCCUCAGGACCAAGUAUAUCCUCAACAACAAGCAGCUCGAUCGAGUCAGGCUUCCCCCACCAACCGCCCCAGCCUGCACCUUCACAAGAGAAUGAGCUCAAAGGCAAUGCUAAAGCAACUACUUCAAGGGCAAGCUGAUGGGGUAGUGGACACAAGCAAGAAGCUAGCUGAAAUAAACUCUAAGAUCGAGAACCUCAACACAAGGGUUUACUCUCUGGAGAAUCAUGCUUCUUCUGUUGCUGCUGCUACAAAGCAAGGACAACUACCUGGUAAAGCUAUUCAGAACCCCAAGGAACAGUGCAAGGUCAUCUUCACUCAAGAAGGACUUGUUGAAGAAGAGGAUCAAGAAAGGGUCAUUGAAGAUUUUUGUUUACUGCUGAAUGAUGAAGAGAUUGUUGCUGCUGAGGCUCCUGGAGUCCAGAUUGAUCAACCAGAAGUGCAUGCACCUACUGUGGCCAUUCACACUUCACCAGUUGAGCUCGCACGACAAGCUCGAUCGGCAGCUCGAUCGAGUCCAACUCUAGCUCGAUCGAGUCCGACCUCUUCUGUCCGAAGCCUGUUUUGCUUGAUCCUUAUCAACCGGUUGCCGCUUCCUCGUCUCGCCUACUUAGUCAAGGUCACAAGGAAGUGA
This is a messenger RNA of Microthlaspi erraticum, 1026 nucleotides long. The record is from the annotation of a GenBank genome assembly. NCBI's taxonomy places the organism in Eukaryota, Viridiplantae, Streptophyta, Magnoliopsida, Brassicales, Brassicaceae.